AUGGGUAACAACCCUUCCAAAGGCCCAGUCGGCGACACGCCGUCCGGCCACGUCCACCACCAUACCGGCGAACGAAAAGUCGUGCGCCGAACCUCUCUCAAUGCCAUCCCCACACAAAAGGCCGUUGCAGCCGACCCCUCCGCAUCCAGGGAGACUGCAGCCGGCCAUUCUGCUGCGUACCAAGGCUCUGUCCAGCAACGCCUCCAAUCACGAAAUCCUCCCGAAUCCCCCGCCAAGAGCGCAGGAAGAACCGUACAACCCAAUGUCGCCAUAGCAGAGUAUUCACAGAGCCAGAAUUCUCGCUCGCAAGACCCCUCAAACCCGGUUCAAGUGCCCAUCUCCCGCCAUGCCGCGGGGCGAGAUUCUGUGGCACCUUCGGGCCCGCCGCUCAACUCUUACUACAAUGCCACAACACAUUUGCAACGGCCUCCUCGCUUGCCAUUGCCCAUCGGCGAUGCCACAACCACUCCCGGAUCUCCGAUCAGCGGGCCUGAGGACUCGCAUAUUCAAUCGCUACCGGCAGACCAAGUCUUGGAUCAGCACAUGGACCCUGAACAGUCCAAUAUUAGUAGUGUGACCCUAGAUGGAGAUGAGAUUAUGGAUGAGCUUCAGCCUUUUGAUACAAGUGGUGUUGGUAAGGCUGUGCCCACUGUCAUUGAAUGGAAUGGUCCUGGCCAGAAGGUCUAUGUAACUGGCACUUUCGUCAAUUGGGAAAAGAAGUUCAAACUGCACAGAAAUGAAAAUGAUGGAGCAGUCAUGUCCACAACGUUAAAUUUGCGGCCUGGCACUCACCAUCUCAAGUUCAUUGUGGACGGUGAGAUGCGCGCAUCAGAUGUUCUUCCGACUGCUGUUGAUUUCACAAAUCACCUGGUCAAUUAUAUCGAAAUUAGCGCAGAUGAUCCGAAUGAUAAUCUCACACCUGGUGUGAAUCCCCCACAGUCGGUAACGGAUAGUUCCAAGGAGGGUCAAUCCGAAGAAACAUCUGAUGAUUCACCGAAGAAGGAAGAUGCCGAGGAGGAAGUUCCCCCGGGUGAAUUUGGAAGCACGAUACCUCAGUUUCUGGCCGACUUGGACAAAGAGGAAGACAGCCCUGCUUAUUUGCAGGCUGCAAAUGUUAUCGGAGACACACCGACACCGCCCAGCCUUCCGCUGUUUUUGGGAAAAUCAAUCCUCAACAGCACAACUCCCACAAAGGAUGACAGUAGCGUUCUCAACUACCCUAACCAUACUGUCUUGAAUCAUCUUGCCACAAGCAGCAUCAAGAAUGGUGUUCUUGCCACAAGUGUUACGACCAGAUACAAGCGAAAGUAUGUCACCACAAUUUUGUACAAACCCACUGGAGAUAUUACGGAGUGA
Messenger RNA from Penicillium macrosclerotiorum, 1356 nucleotides. Its product is annotated as putative Snf1 kinase complex beta-subunit Gal83. Gene Ontology annotation, molecular function: protein kinase binding. Gene Ontology annotation, cellular component: nucleotide-activated protein kinase complex; cytoplasm; nucleus. The coding region runs from base 1 to 1356 and encodes 451 amino acids. The transcript has 3 exons. Gene Ontology annotation, biological process: signal transduction. The record is from RefSeq and is a predicted model, not a curated record. Lineage: Eukaryota; Fungi; Ascomycota; Eurotiomycetes; Eurotiales; Aspergillaceae.